CUGCAGCGCUCUGACAGCAGCAUUGGUGUAUUUACCAGCCGAGGAGAAGCUGCAUGAGUGUGGACGUGUAGUCUCCUCUCUGUGCUGUGGAACAUGGCGGACAUCACGCCCGGCUCGGUGGCUUCCUCUCUGUGUGCUGCGCCGUCACCACUUGCAAACAGCUGGCAGCGAGCGUAAACCUGCAACUUCCGCCUUUUUUAAACACCAUCUCCCUGCUGCCUCCAGCCCGCCGCCUCGUCCACUCACACACUUCGUUUCCUGCUGCAGGCUGAGGCGCGCACACACACACACACACACACAAAAACAACACACAGGAAGAAAUUGCUGGAGGUCGCAACAUCUUUGCAUUACAAGAUCUGACCGAUAUGACGGAGCGAUUUGAACGACCUGGAAUCCAGAAGACUGUGAACCGGAAGAAAACAGUCCUAAAACACUUUCCGGAUUGGACAGAAGAGAAAGGUACCUGUGAUGGUUCAUUUCCGAAAGACUGCAAAGAAUCAUCUGUUCCACAACGUAUGAAGUAUUUCUUCCGUCAUCUCCUUUCAGGACCCAAAUCAUCACCCGAACAGGAGAAUUCUCGGGAGAUACUCUCUCUGCAGCAGAAGAGAACCAGUCCUUGAAGCACUCCCAUCAUCAUCAUCAUCUCCUGCUGUACCAAUCAAAAAAUGGACUAACCUUUAAAAAAAAAAAAAACGGAAUCAGCUCCUCAUCUUAUCACUCACCUGAAGGGCCCCUGAGGGCCCUCAGGGAGCACGCAGCAGGAUGUCCGACAGCCGGCACUCUGCCAGGCAUCCGCUGUGGCGCCUCCUGUUGCCGUUCAGCACGCGGCAGGAGCGAGUGGUGCUGGCCCGCAGCGAGAGCCAGCCAGGGGAACAAGUCCUGAAGAUCACAGUCACAGAGACCACAGUCAUCGAGGCUGAGUCUGGUGUGUGGAACUGGCGCUCACUCACCUACCUGGGCCUCUGGUACUUCUUCAGCUUCUGCACUCUGUUCCUCAACAAAUACAUCCUGUCAUUGUUGGAGGGGGAGCCCAGCAUGCUGGGUGCUGUUCAGAUGGUGUCCACCACGGUCAUUGGCUUCCUGAAGAUGUAUGUCCCCUGUUGCCUGUACCAGCACAAGUCCAGAACCGAGUACCCUCCCAACUUCCUCAUGAUCAUGUUAUUUGUUGGACUCAUCAGGUUCACCAGCGUGGUUCUGGGCCUGGUGAGCCUGAAGAAUGUGGCAGUGUCGUUUGCAGAGACGGUGAAGAGCUCAGCGCCCAUCUUCACUGUCAUCAUGUCCCGGCUGAUCCUCGGGGAGUACACAGGGCUGUGGGUGAACCUGUCCUUGUUCCCUGUCAUGGCCGGCCUGGCCCUGUGCACAGCCACAGAGGUCAGCUUCAACAUGCUUGGCUUCUCCGCCGCGCUCUCCACCAACGUCAUGGACUGUUUACAGAACGUGUUCUCUAAAAAGCUGCUCAGUGGAGACACAUACAAGUUCAGCCCUCCAGAGCUGCAGUUCUACACCAGUGCAGCAGCAGUCAUCAUGCUUAUACCUGCCUGGGUGUUCCUCAUGGACCUUCCAGUGCUCGGGAAGAAUGGGCGAAGCUUUAUCUUCAGUCAAGACAUAGUCCUGUUGCUGCUAUUUGACGGCGGCCUGUUCCACCUGCAGAGCGUCACCGCCUAUGCUCUCAUGGGUCGGAUUUCCCCUGUUACAUUCAGUGUCGCCAGUACUGUCAAGCACGCCCUCUCAGUAUGGAUGAGCAUCAUCGUGUUCAGUAACAAGAUCACAGUCGUCAACGCUGCUGGCACCGUCUUCGUGUUCACCGGGGUCUUCUUUUACAACAAGGCCAGACAGAUCCAGAGACGGAGCUUACAGAAGAUGGCUGCCGAGCAGAACCAGAAACCACUACCGGACGACCGGGACUUCCUCGCUGCUCAGACUCACAAAGAUUUCGGCACUUGACAGACAGACAUGCUGCUAGAAAUGGGAUCAAAUUAUGAACGAUGAUCUGUUUGCUCGCCUGUGGCUGUCCAGAUGGGACUGGAUAUUUACAAAAGAGAAGCAUCAAUAUGCAACCUUUGCGGUGAUUGAUUCCAUUGGUCUGAAAGUCCAUGCAGCUAAAAUUCUCAGUGUGCAGCUUUUAGUGGCAUUUAGCAGUUAAGUUGCACACUGCAAACAACUGCCCCCUACCCCUCCCCGGCUGCUGUUGAAACAUACAAAUAUAAACAUAGUUAUAAACAUGAUAUUCCAUUUCUGUUGUUUGAUCCGUGUAAAUCCUACAGAGCGGACCUUUUCAUUGAUUUUCAUGGACAGAAAAACAAAGCCUGUCACAAUCUCCUGAUCUGAGCAACGACUGUGAAGUUCCCCUGACUGAACUGAAACACGGCCAAACGGUUUAUAUUCCUCAUGAUCACCAGCUUCCAGAACCGGACCACACUCUGAAUUAUUUGAAAAGUUUUCACACUGAAUGUUGGAGAUGAGUUUUUUAUUCUGUCAAAGACAUUUGAACUGAUUUCACUUCAGCUUUCCUGUUAAACCUGCUGCGCCUGUUUCCGGCAGUUUAAGCCACUGAAGUAAUGGGAGAUGAGAGAUGGCCCAGAAUAUUUUUUUAAGGUGCAAUAGUUUCGUUAAAUUGCUUUAAAGAAAAACCACUAAUGUUUUUUUAUAUUCAGUGUCAAUGUCAUGUCUUAAUGCUACAAGAAGACUUUUGUGUGUGGCUUGGCUCAGGUCACUGGUCUGACCAUGUCAACACUAGUCCUGUGGAACAGUUUCUUUGCCCUUUAUAAUCCUCCCUGAUUCUUUGCUUUGGUGAAAACUGGUUUGUGAAACGAGGGAGCUCAGGGUUCUCUGAAGGAAGGGGCUUCUGUAAGCUUUGAUCUCAUCUGUGGUACAUCAGCUGCUGAAUGUACAGUGUGCAACAGUGAAUAUCUAAGGAGCACCGAAGCUGUAAGAUUUGACCGUUGUGACAGUGUAACAGACACUGUGUCAUACAAUGUAAUGUUUGAGUUGUGAACAGGGCACAAAGGCCUGAGGUGUGACGCUGUUUGGAGGUUUGUCGAGGCAAAGCUUAGCCUAGCUUAAGGCAACUUUUUAAAACGGCAAAAUUGUUUUUUGUCUCUUUUCCAGUUGUUUGCUCCUUGUGCAAAGAGAGAUUAAAAGCAACGUAACAAGUGUGCUCAUUCGUUUUUACCUCCAGACAAAGUAAAUCAUGUUUAUUUAGUAGUCAUCUGACUGAUGUCACAUUGUACCAAUAUCUCAGGUGAUUGCUGUGUUAUCAUAAACAAAUACGAAACUUAGUUUUACUGGUUUUCUUAAAACGCUAUAUGACCCCUUUUAAUUUAAUGUCAAACAUACUUCUAUGUGCUAUUGCGUGGCCUACUCUUAACGUUCAGGAUUUCAGGAUGAGAGCUGAAACGACUCCCUUUCUGUUCUUCUACAACACAUAAGUGCCACUUUUAUUAUCUUGCCAAACAUAAACUGCAGGGAGCUAAUAAUCCAAUCAUGAUAAUGUUAUUCUGACAUGGCAGCUUCAAUCAAAUUAGUCUGCUGCUCUGCUCAUGUGUCCAGGCCUCUUUCAGUUUAUCUUCUACUUGAUUUGUUAGUGAGUGACAAAGUCCAUCAGGUCUCUGAUAGGACACAUCUGUGGUCAUCAUUGUAACACAAAUUGUCUUUUCAAAUGCAUUUUUAACAAAUGUUUUAUGUUUGCUUUACUUUCUUUACCUUUUUUUACUUUUUGUGCCUCAGCAAAACUUGUUCAUUCUUUUCUGAUUAGAACAUUUUAUGAAUUUACGUAAUAAACACGUUCAUUCUACAUGUU
Molecule: messenger RNA, 3799 nt
Organism: Pleuronectes platessa (European plaice)
Lineage: Eukaryota; Metazoa; Chordata; Actinopteri; Pleuronectiformes; Pleuronectidae
Product: solute carrier family 35 member E2A
Exons: 10
Coding region: 763-1944 (393 amino acids)
Cellular component (GO): Golgi apparatus
Molecular function (GO): antiporter activity
Source: RefSeq, a predicted model, not a curated record